Messenger RNA from Fonsecaea erecta, 984 nucleotides. RefSeq lists its product as hypothetical. Lineage: Eukaryota; Fungi; Ascomycota; Eurotiomycetes; Chaetothyriales; Herpotrichiellaceae. The transcript has 3 exons. The coding region runs from base 1 to 984 and encodes 327 amino acids. The record is from RefSeq and is a predicted model, not a curated record.
AUGACCCUCCCAUCCCCCGAGGUGCACCUCAACAUAACAGACCCCUUCAUUCCGAAGUUCGCCUCUCCCUUAUCGUCAGCUGGUGAGGACCAAGCCACCGGUCUCACACGCGAAGAAUACAAGAUCAAAUCCAUUGACGGCACCGAAUUGUCUCUUCCGGCCCUGAUCUACCUCCAUGACUAUGGCAUUCGCGGCUCACCCAUCGACGUCGGUACCGAGGAUCUGAACGAGCUCAACCGCAUUCCUAUCGCCCGACUCGGACCAGAGCCAUUGCACGACGUCGGCUGCGUUUUCCUGUGGGUGGAAUACCGUAUGGAGCAGAAGUCGGCAUUCUGGGCUCAGUGGCUGACGUCCUCGCAACAUUGCCAUGCUGGUACGGAUCGCGGCUGGCAGUUCGCAUGGUCAGCCACCCACAUCGCCAUCGACCUCGGCUUGCAGAGUCCCUGCGGUAUCAUGGCCCUCCACGCGAUGUUUGAUCCGAAGAUGUACCGGGAGACGAAAGGUGGAUUUGAGCCGCAGUUGCUCUGUCCUCCUCAUAAGCCGUUUCUCUCAGUGUUUGAUCCGAGGACGACCAGAGUUGGAUUUGAGCCGCAGUCGUUUCCUCGCUUCGACGAACAGCGUGAGCAGGUCGUCCGGCGCGGGCUGCGCGAGGGUUGGGAUGUUUUCUUGCGUCGGGUCGACUUCACCUGGUUUCCUGCAAUUGUGCGAAAGUACACAGGACAUUUGCGGUUGUCACGCGAGGAUCUUGCUCGACUGCCCCCCAUACUCCUGGACGUCAACUCAGGUGCCCUCUUCGGUGAUACGAUACACAACGCGCGCGAGGUGUUGGCGAAAGCCGGCGUCGUGGUGUUUGGGGGUGAGUAUGUGCCGUCAGCCCCCGGUACCAUGUGGAUCUGGACCAAAAACAACAAAGAGCAGCGCAGGACGGAGGGGAAGAUGUGGGAGGGUCGGCGCCAGUUCUUGGAGAAUAUUUGGAAGAAUUGA